UCUGAUUAAACCCCCGAACCGAUCGCCAUUUUAUCUAAAAUAUCCUCCUCAGACCGACGGCGGGAGGGGGGGGGGUGGCGGUGAGGGCUUGGAUUUUAUUUUACCGCGGCUGGACGAGGCGAGGGGACGCGGGGGCGCCGUCGGCAGCCUGGCCCCGCCCCGCUGAGUGAGCGGCCGUUAGAUCGGGGGGAGGAAGAGGAGGCGGCGGUAAAGCAACCGGGUUUUUAUUUGCUCUUCUCUUUUUUCCUGUUUGGUUUGGUUCUCCAGUGACAUCCACCUCCCCCCCCCCUUUUUUUUACACGCACAUAAAUUAUUAACUGCUGAGUGAGAGGGGAGGGAAAGGAAGAAGAUUAAAAAUCGCAGAGAAAAUGUCGGGCCAGACCAUCACGGACCGUAUCGCGGCGGCCCAGUACAGUGUCACCGGCUCCGCCGUGGCCAGAGCCGUCUGCAAAGCGACGACCCACGAGGUGAUGGGACCCAAGAAGAAGCACCUGGACUAUCUUAUACAAGCUACGAAUGAAACCAAUGUUAACAUACCUCAGAUGGCUGACACUCUUUUCGAGCGAGCAACAAACAGUAGCUGGGUAGUAGUGUUUAAGGCUUUGGUUACCACGCAUCAUUUGAUGGUCCAUGGCAAUGAGAGAUUUAUUCAGUAUCUGGCAUCUAGAAAUACUUUGUUCAAUCUCAGCAAUUUUUUGGACAAAAGUGGAACACAUGGUUAUGAUAUGUCUACAUUUAUUAGGCGAUACAGCAGAUAUUUAAAUGAAAAAGCAUAUUCCUACAGACAGAUGGCAUUUGACUUUGCAAGAGUGAAAAAAGGGGCUGAUGGUGCAAUGCGAACUAUGGCUCCAGAAAAAUUGUUGAAAGGCAUGCCAAUACUGCAAGGGCAGUUGGAUGCAUUGCUGGAGUUCGAUGUGAGCCCUGGUGAAUUGUCAAAUGGAGUAAUAAAUGCUGCUUUCUUGCUACUUUUCAAAGAUCUAAUCAAAUUAUUUGCAUGUUACAAUGAUGGAAUCAUUAAUUUGUUAGAAAAAUACUUUGAAAUGAAGAAGGGACACUGUAAAGAAGCACUAGAAAUUUAUAAAAAAUUCCUCACUAGAAUGACAAGAGUUUCAGAAUUUCUUAAAGUUGCUGAACAAGUAGGUAUUGAUAAAGGUGACAUUCCUGAUCUUUCUCAGGCUCCUAGCAGUCUUCUAGAAGCACUUGAGCAGCAUUUGAAUACACUGGAAGGGAAAAAAAAAUGCAGCUGUGCAGGGGUUCCCUCUGCUACUUCCAAGGGCUCUCCAGAAAACACAGGAUCAUCUCCCACCUCCAGCCCCGCAAAGGUCGCUGACACUGCUGCAGUAGUUGAUCUCUUUUCAUCCCCACCCUCUGUCGUGGCUCCAACAAAUGCAUCCAAAUUGUCCAAUGACCUUCUUGACCUACAACCAGAUUUUACAUCUACCGUUCCGUCAACAGCAGCAGCUAAUCCACCAGCCAGUGCUUGGGGAGAUCUUUUAGGCGAAGAUUCUUUGGCUUCUCCUGCCCUUCCUAAUGCCCCUGAGGCACAGCCACCUGAUCCGUUUGCAGCAGAGGCUUCCUUGAAAACUUCUCCUACAACAACAGAUGCUACUACACCUACUGCUGCUGCCUUGGCAACAACCACUGAUCUGGAUCUUUUUGGAGAUGCAUUUGCAGCUUCUCCUGAAGAAUCAACAACAUCUGAAGGGGCAGGAGCAGCAGCAGCCCCUGCAACAACAGCAGCAGCAGCGCUUGAUGCAUGUGCUGGAACUGACCCUUUUGCACCAUCUGAAGGUAGUGCAGAGGCUGCUGCUGAACUGGACCUUUUUGCUAUGAAGCCUGCUGAGGCCAGCGUUCCAACAACUACCCCCACCACUACCAGUGCAACUGCCAGUACAACUACCAGUGCCAUUACCAGCACAACUGCUAGUGUGACUACGACUGAGACUGUUACUGUUACUGCGACUGCUACUGUUACUGCGACUGCUACUACUGCCACUACCACAACUGCAGAUACUACUGUCACCACCACCACUGCACCUGUUCUUGAUAUUUUUGGUGAUUUAUUUGAUUCUGUUCCUGAACCAAAUGCAUCUACAACUCCUAAACCAGAAGCAGGUCCUAGUAUAGACCUAUUUGCAUCAGAUGCUUUUUCAACCCCUUCACGUGGGGCUUCCCCUUUGCCAGAAAGUAGUCUUACUGCUGAUCUGUUAUCCGUUGAUGCAUUUGUAGCACCACCCACAGUCAGUGCCUCUCCUGCUAAAUCAGAAUCUUCAGCAGUACUUGAUCUGUUUGGUGAUGCCUUUGGCAGUACUGCUCCUGAGUCUCAGCCUGCCACUCAGGCUCUUUCCAGUUCAUCUGCAUCAUCGGACUUGCUAGCUGGAUUUGGAAAUGCAUUUAUGGCAACAUCGACUGCGCCAGUGCCUCCAGUUUCGAAUAAUAUUUUGCAACCUGACUUUGAAGCAGCUUUUGGUAUGACGACCACAAGUAAUACACUUGAUUCUUCAGUUUUUGAUGGAUUAGGUGAUCUUCUAAUGCCAACAGUGGCAUCCCAGAAUCAAGCAACACUCACAGGCAUGCCAACAACAGGUGGAACACAACAGCCGACAAAAGGCUUGGGGAGUGAUCUUGAUUCUUCUCUUGCAAAUCUUGUAGGAAACCUUGGCAUUUCUCCUACUCCAGGAAAGAAGAGUGACCUUCAGUGGAAUGCUUCUGAAAAGAAGUUGACAGGAGGAGCAAACUGGCAACCAAAAGUUGCUCCAACGACAGCUUGGUCAGCAGGUGUUCCACCCAGCAAUCAAAUGGGAGUUGUCCCUCCAGUUGGGCCUGCAUCUAAUGCUCAACCAGUACCUGGAUUUGGGAUGCCACCUGCAGGUGCAAAUGUACCCAUGAUGCCUCAGCAGCCAAUGAUGUAUCCUCAGCCUAUGAUGAGACCAGCAUUUGGAGCUGGACCACCGCUUUCCCCAAGCCCAACGCCUGCUACUCAGAGCCCCAAGAAACCUGCAACAAAGGAUCCUCUAGCAGAUCUAAACAUCAAGGAUUUCUUGUAAACAAAGCUACAGUUCAUGCAAUGAUGGGAAUGCUGAAGGUGACAACAGUUGAUAUUCACUACUCCAAGCAAUUCACCAGUCAUGUUUCAAUGCUUAUUCAGACUUCCAUAUUGUAAAAGGUGUAGCACAACUGUGAAAGUAACCCUUAGGAAUGUACUCUUUGAUGUUAUGCCCUAAUUUAUCAGAAAUUGUCCAUUUUGGAUUGUGUUUUGCAACUUGAAAGAUGGGUGUAUGUUCCUGAUGCCUUUUAGUGCUUCUCUGUACCUAACGAUAACUUGGGUUGCAGAUUUGCAGCUGUUGUGUAUGAGCCACUUGGAGUAAUGUAUUCGUAUUCUUGAAAGUGCAAAUGUAUAUAAUUUCAUUGCAGAGCCUAGGAUGUCAUGUCCAUUCUGUAUACCUAUUAGCUUAUAGUCAUGAUUCUAGUAGCAAUUUGCAUAUAAAUUAACGUGCUUACUCCCUUCAAAUCUUCCAAGUCUGAAGUUUUGUCUGAACCAAUUCACAACUACAAAAAUUGGAUUAAACAUACAAUCAAACAGUUUUUUAAAAGAAGUAUUUGUGCAUUAUUUUCAAAAUUAUUUAUAAUUCCUUUAAAAGUAAUAUAAAAUUUGAUGUUAAACUUCCAUAUUCUGCACUGAUCUUGGCAUAGAAGUAUUACUUGGCAAAAAUAUGCUGCAUACCAAGACAGGAAAUGUUAUCUAUAUGUCAUAUUUAUAUCUAUCAGUAUGUAAAAUUGUUGUAUUUAAUUUCUUUUAAGUUACAUUAUGUAUUCUUUAAUGGACCAGCAGUAAAAUAUCAGACACUGGGAAUGUUUAUUUUAGAAAAGACAAUAAUGGAUUGAUAUUCUCAGAUGUCUUUCAGUAAGGGAUCACAAACUGUUUAAAUGCACUUUUUUUUUGCUGCCCAUCACCAGCUUUCAUAUCUUUUUCCAUCAGUCAUAUUUGAGUUUUUUGGAUGUAUUUUUGUCAUUAAACCGUUGUUCCUAAAUUUUUGUAUGCAAGUGAGUAGUCUCAAACAUUGCCCAUGAUCUCGUCUACACACCUGCACCUUUUAAAGAAAUUUUAUGUACUGUGUGGAUCCCAGGGAAAUGUCAUAUUGUUUGCGCAAACUGCUUGGCAAAAGGUGUAGCUACCAACUAAGGAGGUCACUGUUGAUCAGUGGGAUUAGUGUUCUCAGGCAUGACAAUUAUUUUGUAAAAAUGCUAUGCAGUUUGAAAGUGUUUCAUUUAUGUCUCUUUAGAUCUGUCAAUAUCUAUAUAGUGUACCGUUCCAAGUAACUGUAUCUGGAAUUAAGUGAGGAAAAAUACAUAUAUUUAAAAAUAUUACUCUUUUUAUUUAAAUUUGUUUGAUUUUUCUCUCUUUGAUCCAGUGCAUGUAUCCCCUUUGAGAUGCAAUAAAUGCGUUAA
Messenger RNA from Pristis pectinata (smalltooth sawfish), 4449 nucleotides. It is a transcript of the gene snap91a, whose product is annotated as synaptosome associated protein 91a. The record is from RefSeq and is a predicted model, not a curated record. The transcript is spliced from 30 exons. Lineage: Eukaryota; Metazoa; Chordata; Chondrichthyes; Rhinopristiformes; Pristidae. Bases 369 to 3047 code for a protein of 892 amino acids. Gene Ontology annotation, cellular component: clathrin-coated pit; extrinsic component of presynaptic endocytic zone membrane; clathrin-coated vesicle. Gene Ontology annotation, molecular function: 1-phosphatidylinositol binding; phosphatidylinositol-4,5-bisphosphate binding; clathrin heavy chain binding. Gene Ontology annotation, biological process: clathrin coat assembly; clathrin-dependent endocytosis; synaptic vesicle budding from presynaptic endocytic zone membrane.